Rasamsonia emersonii CBS 393.64 is the source of this 900-nucleotide messenger RNA. RefSeq names its product Signal peptidase I. The record is from RefSeq and is a predicted model, not a curated record. Bases 1 to 900 code for a protein of 299 amino acids. Gene Ontology annotation, cellular component: mitochondrial inner membrane peptidase complex. The transcript has 2 exons. Gene Ontology annotation, biological process: mitochondrial respiratory chain complex assembly. NCBI's taxonomy places the organism in Eukaryota, Fungi, Ascomycota, Eurotiomycetes, Eurotiales, Trichocomaceae. Gene Ontology annotation, molecular function: serine-type endopeptidase activity.
AUGGCUCCUCCGACUUCCGAUUCGAAACAACCCCCGGAUCGACCUGCUUCUUCUUCUUCUUCGCGAGCGCCGGGAUUGUUGAGGCCGAGGGUGCUGGCGCCUGAGCUGGCGAAGCUCUGGUCGAGGAGUAUUCCUUCUUCUUCGAUUCCUUCCUCGGUGAAUGCUACGACAACGACGCCAUCUUCCGCAAACACCGCAUCUACAUCUACACCUCCUUCGUCAACGACAACAAGAUCUUCCUCUUUCCUGCACCGCUUCCGCACCCGCUACUCCGCCCUCCCCUUGCCCGUGCGCCGCACCGUUCGCGUCCUGCGCUUCCUCGCCCCCAUCGUGCCCGUCGGCAUCUUCUUCUCGGAACACGUCCUGCAAGUGAUGUGGGUGCGCGGGCCGUCCAUGACGCCCUACCUAAACGAGGACUACGCCGAGAUGCAGACGCGCAGCGACAUGGUGCUGGUGAACAUGUGGCCGUGGGGGUCGGGCUGGCCGUGGGAGCGCCGAAGACGGCUUGAACGGGGGAUGGUGGUUACGUUUCGGUCUCCAGCAAACCCCUCCCACAUCGCCAUCAAGCGCGUCAUCGCCCUCCCCGGCGACCGCGUCAUCACCCGCGAACCCUGCCCCAAACCCUCGCAGAUCGUCCCCUACAACCACGUCUGGCUCGAAGGCGAUGUGGAGGAUCCGCGCAAGUCGCUCGACAGCAACACCUAUGGGCCUGUCAGCAUCAGUCUGAUCACGGGGCGUGUUAUCGCCGUGCUGUGGCCGCGCAUGCGUCUGCUGAAAUGGUGGGAGUGGGAUAGGGAUGACGGCAGCGAGGAAGGGGACGGUCCCGGCGGAUACCGGAAGUCGGUUAGGGAGAGGGUCUUGAAAAAUGCUGUUAAGUUGGAGAGGCCGGCUUUGGAGUAG